Dissoconium aciculare CBS 342.82 is the source of this 2061-nucleotide messenger RNA. RefSeq lists its product as uncharacterized. Gene Ontology annotation, biological process: silent mating-type cassette heterochromatin formation. The record is from RefSeq and is a predicted model, not a curated record. Lineage: Eukaryota; Fungi; Ascomycota; Dothideomycetes; Mycosphaerellales; Dissoconiaceae. Gene Ontology annotation, cellular component: SHREC complex; rDNA heterochromatin. The coding region runs from base 1 to 2061 and encodes 686 amino acids. The transcript is spliced from 2 exons.
AUGGCUCCCUUCAAGGCUUUAUACGUACGACGGAGCGACGGCGUACUUGAGACCGCAGCCAAAGGCAGAGGCAAAAGCGGAGAAAAGAAUCAACCCACAGAUGAACAACUCGAUCAACGCCCUGAUAAAGAUGGAAUCAGUGACUUUUAUCGCGAAGUCUUGCUCACAGACCCGAAACACCUUGACUGGCGCCGGAAACUUGGAGGCAUGCUGGCGCGUCAACUGGAUCCCGGCAAUGAUAAUGUAGGAAGCGAUUGCGGAUACAUCCUCGCGUGCUUGCCCGAGAACUACCGACUUUACGAGCACGUGAAGAAGACAGAAAAGGAUGGCAAGUUGGAGGUCAAGAGCAAGACACACGCUGCUGGUGGAAAUGAUAGGCAAGAUGCCUACCUCUAUGGACACCCAAUGGGACGUAAGAAGCGCUAUCGAAGUCCUGCAGAUUUCUUUCCCCAUUUACUCUGGCUCGGUGUGGAUGAGACUGGCGAUCCGGACAAUUGCUCCUGCAAAAUCUGCUGUCCUGAAGAUCUGGAUUCCCUAGGUCUAUCUGUUCCAAAACCCGAACGACCUGCCGCUGAAUCGAAAGUCAGUACUACACCAGCAGUCGCGACUACUGUUGCACAAGCAAAACCUCCUCAACAGCCGGCUCCCAAACCAAAGACUGAGGCUCCUGCGGUACAGGCACAGGCACAGAAAUCAUCAGCGCCCACACAGACUCAUAAACCGACGCCCCCACCUCAGCACCUACAGCCGACACCUCUGCCCCAAAAGCGAUCCGAAGAUCAGGUCAUGGACAGCCGGUAUGGCAUCUUCAUGUACAGAGUGGGAGAAUUGGUGUGGUUCCAGCGAGGACAGCCCUGGGGUUUGGGUGUCAUCACCCGCCGUUGGUUGGCGAAAUCACAGAUCUUCUACACCGUUCAACCUCUUUCAUAUCCAGGUCAUAACCCGACUGCUGUGGUCAAGUCAUCUAAUGCCGAGUUGCGUCCUUGGCUAGCGUGGAGUGUACCACCAUUCACCAAUGAGGCGCUUAACAAGGUCUCCGUCACAUAUGACACUGCUGACUGGCAAGGAAUCGCAAAUCAGAAUUACGGAACCGGUGACAUUGGUGUCGAUGGCUCCAUCCUUGCUGCAAAGGCAAUAGAUGCCUCUUAUACUUUGUUUGGUCACCAGGGUAAUGCGCAACAAGAUGAUGUUAUUGAAGCACGAUACGAUGGCAUCUUCCUUGGAGCGGAGAAGAUUUGGGUUGGAGAGCCUGUACGACUUCACAUCGGCACUGGUACAGAUAUCAUGGUCAUUCAAGCCAUCAUUGACCGAAAGCGAUUAUCGGCUAAUAAGCAAAUUGUACAACAAUCGAUCUUGUUCCAAGGUGAUGUGUAUCAUCUCACGACUAUCGCUCACACCAAUCCAAAUAUCCCUUCGCCAGCCUCGCUGAAUAGCAAUCCCCAUCUCCCGGGACGCCUGACCCAAGAUCUCGCCAUUCGCAACAACAAAUCUAUGCAAGUCAAACGCUCUGUGAGCUAUUGGAGUCUCGUUAGCAACCUGGCUCGGGUCGACGUAACCGAUAUCAAAGGUCGAUGGUACGAAGCUACUAUCCUUCUGCCCAUAUUAGGCCAGAAGGAAUACAAUGAAGAGCUGAGUCGCGGUGAGGUGCCAGAAUCAUCAUUACGAAUGAAUUGCCACGGUGAUGCUACGUAUGGGUCCUCCCGGGACCGCGACGCUCUUCCUCGAGCACAGCGAAGAUACACUGCAAAGGACACUCGACUCGCGGCAUUUGGCGCCGCAGUACCGCCACAAACAAUCCUUCGGGAUGGCAAUGACCCUCCUAAUGCACAACAACAACAACAACAGCCGGCCACGCACUCCAAUGUCAUGAACCUUGACGAUAUGGAGAUAGAUCCACGUUUCGACACAGCACAGCCAGCGACAAGCGCGUCGGUUGGCGCAGGAGUAGCCUCGACUCCCCACCACGCUGGAUCCGGAGCCAUGGAUUUGUAUUCAAAUUUGAAUGGACUGUCAGGAGACCACAAUUUUCAGACGCAUCAAAGCCGGGGUGGCUAUUACUGA